Molecule: messenger RNA, 661 nt
Organism: Benincasa hispida (wax gourd)
Lineage: Eukaryota; Viridiplantae; Streptophyta; Magnoliopsida; Cucurbitales; Cucurbitaceae
Gene: HTA7
Product: histone H2A 7
Cellular component (GO): nucleosome
Molecular function (GO): protein heterodimerization activity; DNA binding; structural constituent of chromatin
Source: RefSeq, a predicted model, not a curated record
CCAAUCGUCAGUAAAAUCGCAAGCAAACUCUCAUCUCAGAUUACAAGAACUCUACAAUGGAAGGAACCAAGGGCGCCGGAGGAAGAAAAGGAGGUGACAGAACUAAGAUCUCCAAGUCUGUUAAGGCCGGACUCCAGUUUCCCGUCGGAAGAAUUGGCCGAUACCUCAAGAAAGGCCGCUACGCCAAGCGCACUGCUGCCGGUGCUCCGAUCUACUUGGCUGCUGUCCUCGAAUAUCUCGCCGCUGAGGUUUUGGAAUUGGCGGGGAAUGCAGCGCGUGACAACAAGAAGAACAGGAUUAACCCUAGGCAUCUUCUUUUGGCUGUGAGGAACGAUGAGGAGCUUGGUAAAUUGCUUCAAGGAGUCACCAUUGCAAGUGGUGGAGUUCUUCCAAACAUCAAUCCAGUUCUGCUUCCGAAGAAGACAGCGUCGAAUUCCACUCCUACUGCUGAAAAAGCUCAGAAAUCUCCAAAGAAGGCCUAAAUUAACUCUAGGUUUCCGAGAACGAUUUAAACUUUUUUUUUUUAUUUCCUUUUUGUAAAAAUUUAGGACCUUCCUUGAAACCUUAGUUUCUUAGAAAAACCGAGGGUUUUGAUCUAUGGUUUGCGUUUCAUGUACGCAUCCGUUUCACAAUAUCUAAUGAAAAUCUUUCCGUUUUUCCA